Molecule: messenger RNA, 996 nt
Organism: Cylindrotheca closterium
Lineage: Eukaryota; Bacillariophyta; Bacillariophyceae; Bacillariales; Bacillariaceae
Source: the annotation of a GenBank genome assembly
AUGUCUCGUCCUUUCAAUACACAAGAUUCUGGGAACCUCCGUGACGACGGAAACUAUACGGCUGCUGGAAAGGGCCAGAUCUGCAUCCCCACCAAAGAAAAGAAUUUGCAAUUCAAAAAGCUAAAGGCCAUAAGAGACAAUCAAUUAUGCUUUGAUUGUCCUGCUCCUAGACCUACUUGGGCAUCUGUCACAUAUGGUGUUUUUCUUUGCUUGGAUUGUUCUGCGACACACCGAUCUAUGGGUGUGCACACUACUUUCGUGCGUAGUGUCGACCUUGAUGAGUGGACACAACGUCAAAUCGAUGCCAUGAGAUUGGGAGGAAACGGCAAUGCUAGAAAAUUCUUCCGAUCACAUGGUGUAUCUGAUAUGCACGCUAAGAUUGACAAAAAGUACACCUCCAAAGGAUCACAAGUGUAUAGGGCGGAACUUGCUAAACUAAUUGAAGCUGCCGCAGUGCAGCGGGGUGAAGGAACAGGUAAUGAUGCUGUGGUGGCAACUGGAAACAUUCUAGAGAACCUUGCCUUGCAGCAGCAACAGGAGGCUGACCAAGCGGGUACGCAGUCGGCAAAAACAUUGAAACCAGCAACUGUUGCACAACCUAAGGCCCAGCUGGCUUCUCAAAUGACUGGAACCAGAGGAAAGCUAGUGGUGACACCUCCAAACAGUGGAGGAGUCCCAGUCAUCCGCAAACCAACUGGGUCUCUUCCAACUCUCCGAAAACCAGCCGGAAAGCCCGCUUCUACAACAAUGCUGAUGAAAAAGAAGCCCACCGGGGCAAAGCUACGUAUCAACAAGCUGGCGGUCGAUGAUGAUUUUGGUAGCAUGGACGCACCAGCCCCUGCACCUGCUCCAGCACCCGUUGUAGCUCCAGCUCCCGUUCCAGUGAUCGUCCAAGCCCCUGUUCCCGCACCAGCCCCAGAACCACCAAAGUCAAGUAUGGAAACUGGAGUCAGCAAGCUACAGUCGAUGAAUGCAGAUUUCUUUUCAGGGCUUUAG